AUGAAAGUUAAAGGAUUAUUUAGACAACAUAUAGAUUCAUUUAAUUAUUUUAUUAAUGUUGAUAUUAAAAAGAUAGUACAAGCUAAUAGUAUGAUUACACCUGAUACGGAUGAUAAAUUUUAUAUUAAAUAUAAUGAUAUUUAUAUUGCCAAGCCUAGAUUAGAUGAAGGAACUGAUACAAUAGAAUUAACACCACAAUUAUGUAGAUUGAGAGAUUUAACAUAUUCAGCAGAUAUAAUUGUUAGUGUUGAAUAUCCACAAAUAGUUGGAAAUGAAACAUUGAUAAAACAUGAAGAUUUAAGUAUAGGUAGAAUGCCAAUCAUGUUACAAUGUGAUAGAUGUGUAUUAUGUGGUAAAGAUGAUAAAGAAUUAGCAAAAUUAGGAGAAUGUCCAUUAGAUCCAGGUGGUUAUUUUAUUGUAAAGGGAGUUGAAAAAGUUUGUUUAAUUCAAGAACAGUUAUCUAAAAAUAGAGUAAUUAUAGAUUUAGAUAAAGAAAAACAAAUAACAGCAUCAGUAACAGGUUCAACACAUUAUAGAAAAUCUAAAACUAAUAUUAUAAUCAAACAUGAAAGAUUUUAUUUAGAUCAUAAUAGUUUUACAAAAGAUAUACCAAUUAUAAUGUUAUUUAAAGCUAUGGGUAUUGAAUCAGAUCAAGAAAUUGUUCAAUUAAUUGGAAGUGAUAGAAAAUAUAUUGAUGCAUUAGGUCCUUCUUUUGAAGAAUGUAUUCGUGAAGGUGUUUAUACAUCUGAACAAGCUAUUGAAUACAUGUCUAGAUAUUUAAAAUUAGCUGAUUUUAGAAAAAACAAACCUAAAAUGGAAGAAACUAGAGAAAUUUUAUCAAAUAUUAUAUUAUGUCAUAUUCCUGUUUAUAAAUUUAAUUACAAGAUGAAAAUUGUUUAUUUAGCAAUCAUGGUAAAAAGAAUGAUUGAUGCUUUACAUGAUUCUGCAAAUAUAGAUGAUAAAGAUUAUUAUGGUAAUAAGAGAUUAGAAAUGGCAGGUCAAUUACUUUCUUUAUUAUUUGAAGAUUUAUUUAAAAAAUUUAAUGAUGAAAUUAAAAAAACAUUAGAAAAGAAAACAGGUAGAAGAAGUAGAAGAGCCACUUCAACACCCACUGAAGAUAUUUCAUCUAUUUUUAAUGCAAAUAGUUCUAAAAUUACAGAAGGUUUAAAAAAUUCAAUCUCCUCUGGUAAUUGGAAUGUACAAAGAUUUAAAAUGGAACGUGCAGGUGUAACACAUGUUUUAAGUAGAUUAUCAUUUAUUGCUGCAUUGGGUAUGAUGACUAGAAUUUCAUCACAAUUUGAAAAGACAAGAAAAGUAUCAGGUCCACGUGCAUUACAACCUUCACAAUGGGGAUUAUUAUGUCCAUCUGAUACACCUGAAGGUGAAGGAUGUGGUCUAGUUAAAAAUCUUGCACUUCUCACACACGUUACAACAGAUGAUGAAGAAGAACCAAUUAUUAGAUUAGCUUAUAAUAUUGGUGUUGAAGAUAUUAAUUUAAUUUCAGGUGAAGAAUUGAAUCAUCCAUCUUCAUAUGUUGUAUUUUUGAAUGGUUUAAUUUUAGGUAUACAUAGAUUUCCAUCACAAUUUACAAAAUUAUUUAGAAUGAUGAGAAGAGCAGGUAAAAUACAUGAAUUUGUAUCAAUUUUUAAAAAUGAUUUACAUAAGGCUAUUUAUAUUGCAAGUGAUGGUGGACGUGUUUGUAGACCAUUAAUAAUUGUUGAAAAUCAAAAGUUAAAAGUAACACAAAAACAUUUAAGUGAAUUAGCUGAAGGUAUUAGAACAUGGGAUGAUUUUUUAAAAGAAGGUUUGAUUGAAUAUUUAGAUGUUAAUGAAGAAAAUAAUUCAAAUAUUGUUUUCAGAGAGGAAGAUAUCAAAUUAGAAACUACUCAUUUUGAAAUUGAACCAUUUACUAUAUUAGGUGUAUGUGCAGGUUUAGUUCCUUAUCCACAUCAUAAUCAAUCACCACGUAAUACUUAUCAAUGUGCUAUGGGUAAACAAGCAAUGGGUGCUAUUGCUUAUAAUCAAUUUAAUCGUUUAGAUACUUUAUUAUUAUUAAUGGUUUAUCCACAAAAACCAAUGGUUAAAACUAAAACUAUAGAAUUAAUUCAAUUUGAAAAAUUAUCAGGUGGUCAAAAUGCAUCCAUUGCAGUUAUGAGUUAUUCUGGUUAUGAUAUUGAAGAUGCUGUUGUUGUUAAUAAGGCUAGUAUUGAUCGUGGAUAUGGACGUUGUAUUUAUUUAAAGAAAUACGUCACUGAAUUGAAGAGAUAUCAUAAUGGUGUUGAAGAUGUUUUACAACCACCACCAAAUGCACAACAAGCAAAAGAUAUGGAUCAAAAGAGAUUAAAAUCAUAUCAACGUUUAGAUUUUGAUGGUAUGUGUGCUGUAGGUGAGAGAAUUUAUCCAAAUGAUAUGUACAUUAAUAGAUUUGUUGCACAAAAUACUCAAGAUAAUUUACUUGGUAUGAAUACACCUACUCCAUCAUCAUCAAAUGGAGCUGCUGCUAAUACCUACAAACCAUCACCAAUAUUUUACAAAGGACCAUGUAGUGUCUAUGUAGAUCAAGUAUUAAUUACACCAAAUUAUGAUAGAGGUGGAUAUGCAUUAAAAUAUUUAUUAAGACAAACAAGAAGACCUGAAUUGGGUGAUAAAUUUUCAUCACGUCACGGUCAAAAAGGAGUAUGUGGAUUAAUUGUAGAUCAACAAGAUAUGCCAUUUAAUGAACAAGGUAUAUGUCCAGAUAUGAUUAUGAAUCCUCAUGGUUUUCCAUCACGUAUGACAGUUGGUAAAAUGAUUGAAUUAAUAUGUGGUAAAUCAGGAGUAUUAAAUGGUAAACAAGGAUAUGGUACAGCAUUUGGAGGAGAUAAAGUAGAAGAUAUUGGAAAGGGAUUAAUUAGACAUGGAUUUUCAUAUAGUGGUAAAGAUUUAUUAACGAGUGGUAUAACAGGUGAAACCAUGUCAUGUUAUAUUUAUUUUGGACCUGUUUUUUAUCAACGUUUAAAACAUAUGGUUUUAGAUAAAAUGCAUGCUAGAUCUAAGGGACCUGUUAGAAUUUUAACAAGACAACCACUUGAAGGUCGUUCAAAAGAAGGUGGUUUAAGAUUAGGUGAAAUGGAACGUGAUUGUUUAAUUGGAUAUGGUGCAAGUGCAUUAUUAUUAGAAAGAUUAAUGUUAUCUUCAGAUGAAUAUAAGGUACAUGUUUGUGAAGAUUGUGGAAUGAUUGGAUAUAUGGGUUAUUGUAAUUUUUGUAAAUCAAAACAAAAUAUUUCACUUUUACCAAUGCCAUAUGCUUUUAAAUUAUUAAUUCAAGAAUUACAAGCAAUGAAUAUUUCACCAAAACUUAAAUUAUCACCUUUUGAAAAGUAA
Naegleria gruberi is the source of this 3363-nucleotide messenger RNA. RefSeq lists its product as uncharacterized. NCBI's taxonomy places the organism in Eukaryota, Heterolobosea, Eutetramitea, Acrasida, Naegleriidae. Gene Ontology annotation, cellular component: RNA polymerase III complex. Gene Ontology annotation, molecular function: ribonucleoside binding; DNA binding; DNA-directed RNA polymerase activity. Gene Ontology annotation, biological process: DNA-templated transcription. The record is from RefSeq and is a predicted model, not a curated record. The transcript has 2 exons. The coding region runs from base 1 to 3363 and encodes 1120 amino acids.